Brettanomyces nanus is the source of this 2640-nucleotide messenger RNA. RefSeq lists its product as uncharacterized. Gene Ontology annotation, molecular function: structural molecule activity; protein binding. Bases 1 to 2640 code for a protein of 879 amino acids. Lineage: Eukaryota; Fungi; Ascomycota; Pichiomycetes; Pichiales; Pichiaceae. Gene Ontology annotation, biological process: endoplasmic reticulum to Golgi vesicle-mediated transport; retrograde vesicle-mediated transport, Golgi to endoplasmic reticulum; intracellular protein transport. Gene Ontology annotation, cellular component: COPI vesicle coat. The record is from RefSeq and is a predicted model, not a curated record. The transcript has 2 exons.
AUGAAGCUUGAUAUAAAGAAACUCGCCAGUACUAGAUCGGACCGUGUCAAAGGUGUAGAUUUCCACCCUACCGAACCCUGGGUGCUAACCACUUUGUACAGUGGUAAGGCUGAGAUCUGGACUUAUGACACAAAUACUCUUGUUCGCACUUUCGACGUGACUAACGUCCCCGUUAGGGCUGGUAAGUUCAUUGCGCGUAAGAACUGGAUUGUUGUUGGUGCUGAUGACUUCCAAGUGCGGGUGUUUAAUUACAACACCGGUGAGAAGGUUACCCAAUUCGAGGCUCAUCCAGAUUAUAUUCGUUCCAUUGCGGUGCAUCCUUCCAGACCUUAUGUUCUUACCUCUUCUGAUGAUUACACUAUCAAACUAUGGAAUUGGGAGCAUAAUUGGAAACUCGAACAGACAUUCGAAGGCCACCAACACUAUGUCAUGUCGAUUGCGUUUAAUCCAAAGGAUUCAAACACUUUUGCAUCUGCUUGUUUGGAUAAAACUGUCAAGAUCUGGUCUUUGGGCUCCAAGACUCCUAAUUUUACGUUAGUUGCUCCUGAUUCUAAAGGUUUCAACUACGUUGACUAUUAUCCUCAUGGUGAUAAGCCUUACAUCAUUACAUCUUCUGAUGAUAGAACUAUUAAGGUUUGGGACUACCAAACCAAGUCGUGCGUUGCCGUCUUGGAGGACCAUCUUUCCAACGUGUCCUUUGCAAUAUUCCAUCCGGAGCUACCCCUUAUUAUUUCUGGUUCUGAGGACGCUACUAUCAAAAUCUGGAACUCCAAUACUUACAAACUUGAAAGGACUUUGAACUAUCGUAUGGAAAGAGCAUGGUGUGUUGCCACAAAGAAGAAUUCGAGCUUAUUGGCCGUGGGAUUUGAUACUGGCCACAUUGUCAUCCAAUUGGGUGACGACAAGCCCCUUCUUUCCAUGGAUCCAAUGGGUAAAAUUGUGUCUUGUAAGCACACAGAUGUUUACCACUCUGUCAUCAAGGUCUCUGAUACCAAGGAGAUCAAUGACGGCGAGAUCCUUUCCCUCACACAGAAGGAACUCGGUAGCGUAGAGUUCUAUCCAAGUAGUCUUGUGCACUCGCCAAAUGGCCGUUUCGUUGCCGUCACUGGCGAUGACGAGUACAUCAUCUACACUGCCUUGGCUUGGAGAAACAAGACAUAUGGUCAAGGUUUUGACUUCGUCUGGGCGCAGGACUCAAACUAUUAUGCCAUUAGAGAAUCCAAGUCCAGCGUGAAGCUAUUCAAGAAUUUCAAAGAAAAGACUACAGGAACCGUCGAACUCGUCUACGCAGCAGAUAAGAUUUUUGGCGGUGCUUUACUGACUGUGAAAUCGGAAGGCUUCAUUUCUUUUUACGAUUGGGAGUCUGGCCAAUUGGUUAGACGUGUUGAUGUGGAGGCUGAAAACGUUGUCUGGUCCGAGAAUGGUGAGCUGGUUUUGAUCAUUUCCAGUGGAACUGCCUUUGCCUUAUCUUUCAACAGAGCUCUUUUCCAGGAGAAGCUGACAGAAGGAACUAUCGAUCCUGAGGAAGGUGUUGAGGAGUCUUUCAAAGUGUUAUACGAUGUAGAAGACCAGAUUGUCACGGGACGUUGGGUUGGUGACGUGUUCAUCUACACUUCCUCUUCAAACAGGUUGAAUUAUCUAGUUGGUGGUUCCAUCAACAACUUGGCGCAUUUCGAUAAGCCUAUGUUUAUGCUUGGCUAUAUGCCUAGAGACAAUAGGGUGUAUGUCGCAGAUAAGGACCUCAAUGUAGUUUCUUACUACUUGUCUCUUGCUGUCUUAGAGUACCAGACAGUGGUGUUACGAGGAGAAAUGGAAGAGGCAGAUGAAUUACUUCCAAGUAUCGAUGAAAAAGAUCUUAAUAAGGUGGCUCGGUUCCUUGAACAACGUGGCUUUAAAGAGAAGGCAUUAAAAGUUUCUAGGGAUCCGGAGGAGAGAUUUGAAUUGGCACUCAGUACGUUAAACUUAGAACUUGCGGCAGAAAUUGCCGGUGAACAUCCUACUGCACAUAAAUGGAAAAAGCUUGGUGAUACGGCUCUUGCUCAUUGGGACAUCUCAUUGGCCACCAAGGCUUUUGCUGAAAGUAAAGAUUUGCAAUCGUUAUUGCUUAUAUACACGUCUAUCAAUGACGAAUUGGGAUUGAAGCAGUUGAGUCAAAAGGCUGUGGAUGCUGGUAAGUAUAACAUUGCAUUUUCUGCCUCGUGGGCAGCAAAAGAUGUUGAAUCAUGCAUUGAGAUACUCCAGAAAUCAGAGAGACUUCCUGAGGCCACAUUCUUGAGUCUGAUAUACACCGGUGAAAAAACCAAAUCAGAGAGUGCUGUGAAGUUAUGGAAGAUAUGGCUUGAGAAGAAUGGAAAAUCGAAGCUUGCAGAGAGACUCUGUCUACCCAGUGAAAAUUCCUCCAAGUUUCCCGAAUUGAACGGAGAUGCUGAACAGGUUAAAGAAGAGGAACCAAAAGAAGAAGAACCAAAAGAAAAAGAAUCGAAAGAAGAAGAAUCAAAGGAAGAGCCAGUCGAGCUAGUCGAGUCGGCCGAUCCGGCCGAAUCAGCUGAACAGCCGAAGAAGCAAAAGAAGUCCAAGAAGAAAGCCAAAAAAGCCAAGAAGGCCAAGGAUCUAUCGACUGUAGAUGCAGAAGCCAAAUAG